Paraphaeosphaeria sporulosa is the source of this 2950-nucleotide messenger RNA. RefSeq lists its product as uncharacterized. Lineage: Eukaryota; Fungi; Ascomycota; Dothideomycetes; Pleosporales; Didymosphaeriaceae. The transcript is spliced from 3 exons. The record is from RefSeq and is a predicted model, not a curated record. The coding region runs from base 358 to 2481 and encodes 707 amino acids.
GCGCUGUGAACCCGAAAUGGCUACGGCAUGACAUCCGCUCCGCGCGCACUCGAGCUUUGAUAUGACGAGGCCCGUUGCAAGGUCUCCGACGUUGCAAGUUCGAUCACCUCUUCCUCCCGCAGGCCCCCACACCAACUCACUCCACCCUCACCCAACAUCCUACGUCCUCCAGCACACGACUUGCUCCCAACUCGUCCUCGUCGUUCGGGUCACUCGAUAUGCCGUCUUCCGAUUCGGUCCAACUUCCUUGAAGCCCGCAUUCCCUUUUCCUUUGUGUUUGUUUCCUUGUUCCUGCUUCCUUCUUUCCUUGGGUUGGGGUUGGGUCGGUGGGUGGGCGUUCUUUCCUCAUCCACCAUCAUGAACAUACCUCGAACAUCAUUACAGCAACGAGCAAUCAAGACAACGACCGAAGACAAAAGCAACAUCGUCACAAUCGUAACCUGGGCGACUUUGGUCGUAUCGGUUCUCGUUUUCCUCGCUCGACAAUGCAUCAAGCUCGCGAUUCACCGUAGAAAGGCUGGCAUCGACGACCUUUUCAUGUUGACUGCGACCAUCUUUGCCGUCGGUCUUUCUGUCACAGUACUCAUUCUAGCAUCUGACGGUCUCGGUGUACUCGACGUGCUCACCGUUAGAAAGGCCGAUCUGAUUCAAAAAGGGUACUAUGCAUCAGAAUUCCUCUACAUCCUCACAAUUGGUUUCGCAAAACUCUGUCUCGUUUCCUUCUUCUACAGUGUGUCCCAUCAUCAGCGAGGGCAGCGACGGGCUGUGUUAGCGAUUGGCAUCUUCAUCCUUGCGUGGACACUGGCCUCACUUGCUGCCGUUGCUUUCCAAUGUGGUCUUCCGAAGCCAUGGGAAAUAUUGACAUUGCACUGCUACAAUAUUGGAGUCUUCUGGAUCGUCUACUGCAUUGUAGACAUGACUAGCGACGUCGCUAUAGUAAUGCUAUCCAUAAACCUGGUAGCAUAUCUGAAGGUCAGACUUUCGAGGAAGAUUGCGGUAGUCGCUUGCUUUGCACCUCGUAUUCUCGUCAUUGGCGUCGCACUUGCGCGCUUGGUGUACCUCUUCCCGAUAUCGCCGCACAACAACCCAGCCUUCCACCUAUGGGUACCACUAAUAAUCACUCAAGUCCAGGCUUGUCUGAGUAUUGUGACGGCUUGCAUACCAUAUGUACGCGCUUUCUUUGAAACGUCCGAUGCGAGCCUACGCAGACGGUCGACAGCGAGAAGUAAACAUGCCACCGUCGAUGAGGAGUCGUAUGGUUGCUGCGGGUAUCCUAGGGGUUACAAGAAAGCGCAUGGUAACUCAACGGACUCGACUGCCUUUGCGAAUUCACCCUAUGGCAGAACUUCCGAUGCCUCGCCACGCAUUCCGAGUCCGGCGCCCGUUAGUCCUUUGGAGGCGCGGUUCGACACUCCACCAGACACAUCUGCCAGUGGAUCGCGGACUCCUAGCGAAAGAGGUUUGCGCCUUGUCAUUCCCGAGCACAACGAAACGCACCACGGAAGCGACCUCACCUCACCGCAAACCGCGAGUUCGAAUGCUCUUUCGCCCGCAUAUCCAUCUCCACACCCCUUACUAUCGUCCAUAGCUCUUACUCAUGUCCGCUCUUCCACGUUGCCUGCAGCGGACGCGGCGAGAUCCCGAUCGGCCAUGGAUCGUGAGAAGAAUGUUACACCAUCUCCAAGUCGGCCACAACCACCCCGCCGAUUUUCGCUCUUUCCUACACAACAACAGUAUUCACUGCUGCCGCAACAGCGUGCACGUCCACCGUUGACUACCACAUCACCAACUGUCGAACGAUCGUGUGCAGAUGAUGCAUCACCAAUGCGCCAUAUGCCAGUCGGUCAGAUACCUGAAACUCGAGGGCUGUCACCAAACGCCCCUCUGCCAGUAUCGCGUACGCCACGCCUGAUGUUUCCUCCGCGACCAUCUUCCAGCCUUGAAAGAGUGGCCUACGAUGACCCACUCCGGACGGGGCCCAUCGUGAUGACCACAUCUGAAGCAGUUCCAGCGCCGAUGCCCGUAGCAAUACCAGUCAGGCACGAUACCACAAGCACAGAUACUUCAGUCCCCUCGUACUACGUCAGACCAUCUUCCACGGCACACAACUCAACGUUCUCAUCGCCGCAGUCAGUUCCUUCCUACUACAUCAGAACGCCACCUACAACGCACCCUCCAGCCUUUCCUCAAUCGAAUCCUUACGCUUACGAGGCUCCUCCCCCUCCACCGAUACCACCCACGAGUCCGCAACGUCAGCGCAACAAGCGCAUCCUCACGCCACAAAACUCCUCGCGACCUGAUCAGAUGUCGCCCAUCAGCCCUAUGACUCCUUCAACACCACGGUCGCUGUGGCGCGAGGAAAACGGCAACAGGAGCGUUGAGACACCGAAAUCUCCUCAUGGGUGGGACCAAGCUCCAAUAAUGCCCAUGGUGCAGGAUGUACGCAACAGCCCCCGUAUCGUGGUACAAAGAUUCUCCUAGAGUUUCCAUUUCCUUUGUUCGACUGUAACAUGUACGCAAUUCUUUCUUGCUGCGUGUGCACGAGGCCACCAGCUGUAUUCUUAUCCGUUGUCUACAAUUUCUAAUUUCUUUAUGUUGGAACGCAUCACAUAUGGCGUUCGCCAUCGUUCGGGAAGAUGCAUGGGUAUAAACGAUUUAUGGCUAUUGGUAUGCAUUGAGUGGGACGGUCAUACUUCCUUCAGGAUUCUUUGUCUUUCGAUUUUCGAUCUCGCUUCGGCGUGUUGUAUUCACACCUUUUACGCUUUUCUUGCUACAUCGAAUGGCUUUGUCCUGCUCCAGUAGAUGCCGCAUCAGCACAGUCCUUUUCUUCGUCAAACGAUACCCACUCUCUUUUCAGUUUGUCUAUAUUUCACGAUGUCCAGUUUUCCCAUCCGCAUUAGACACGAUUGCGCACCCUGCGAAUAGAAUGAUUGACUUGCGUACACACGUC